AUGCAUGAUAAAUCUGACGCAUCUGAUUGGUAUUUUACCGGAGAGAUUAUUUUCCGCAAAAAUAAUUUUAGAAUAGUAAAAAGAUCUAAAACUGGCACAGGUGUCAAUUUGGAAAAACUGAGGAAAAAACUAGAACUAAUUAAAAGAGUAUUCCCAGAUUUAAAGCCAACUGAUCCCAUUCCAGAAGAAUUUUACAACAAACUCAUGACUAAUAUAGUAGAAAUAUUUGUAGGAACAGAUUGUUUCGAUCAGAUGAUGCGUCGUUUAGGUACAGUAGAUGAAAAAAGAUUAACCUUAAUUUCCCAUAACGGGAGUGGUUUUGACAACUGGAUUGCACUUCAAAGCAUUAAUAAACUAACACAAUGUCCACUAGUAACAGAUAAUAAAAUUCUAUCUCUUCCUUUAUCUAAUCCAUAUACAGAAGAAAGAUUGCAGAAAAAAUGGAAAAGAGAGAAAAGAGAGAAAGGAGAGAUAAAAAUAUCUGAUAAAAAUAAAUAUUUACAAAAUAUAUGUCUCACUUGUUCCUAUCAACAUGAAAAAUCUAGUUUGGCGGCAUGGGGAAAUUCGUCUAAUCUACCGAUGAAUUUGAGAAAGAUUGCCGAUAUCAAUAUUACAAAAUACACCAAAGAUAAUUGGGAAUCUUUAAGACACGAAUGGGAACCUUACGCUAAAAGAGAUACGUUAUGUCUCGGAGCUUGUUUGAUAAAAUGCAAUCAAGCAAUGAAAGAAACUGUCUUCCAAAACGUUUCAAAUAAUCUAACGGUUCCUUCUUUAUCUUUAAAGGGUUGGUAUUAUUUAUAUCAUUACUAUAAAGAAAUGGCUGAAGAAGAAUGGUACGAAAGUACUAGAAUGGUUCCGAAACACACCGAAAAAGAAAACGUAGAAAAAGUUUGCUCACAUACUCAUCCUUUUAUAAGAUAUUUUAUCAGACAAAGUAUUAAAGGAGGAAGAGUUUCUGCUAACAGAAAAUCAUUUGAAACGAACAAAAUGGAUGAAAUUUGCGCCAUUUUAUAA
Lottia gigantea (owl limpet) is the source of this 1014-nucleotide messenger RNA. RefSeq lists its product as hypothetical. Lineage: Eukaryota; Metazoa; Mollusca; Gastropoda; Lottiidae. The record is from RefSeq and is a predicted model, not a curated record. The transcript is spliced from 2 exons. The coding region runs from base 1 to 1014 and encodes 337 amino acids.